GUGCGUGUUGAGGAAGAUUGAAUCGACUCGACGGUGACGCUGUCAAAUAUUGAACUUAAAACAUUGACUUGAAUCUAGAUCAAUCGGUCCCCUGACUCGGCCAGAGGACUUUCAAAUCGGACAAUUAUAAACUCAACUUUGACAGGGCCUGUACGUCACUCCCUUGACAACCUGCGACGCAAAACGACAAUUGUGUGGAAAAUGCGUUUGUUCUGAGUGCUAACAUUAUUAACAAAUAGGUGUUGAUUGUAUCUCAGACGCCGUAUUAUUUCAAUGGUAAAACAGCGUCUGUAAAAGCAAACACAAGGUAAGCAGUUUUCGAGUUGGAUCAGCCACAGUGAGCAUCACCCGUGACGUCAUCAAGCGAUUAAACACGCAGUGAAACGACGCUAAGUUUUUUUAUUAAUUCUGAUUGAUCUGGGAGGAAAUUAUCAAGAGAAUGUUAACUUCUUGAAAGUGCCAAGUUGACUUGAAGUUGAAGCGAUCAACAAUUAAAAUCUAGUCUAGGUCAUUUCAACGGUCUUGAACGUCGAACACAACACACCGCAACACCGCAUUCGUGACGUCACUUCCAUGAUAAACAGGCAGCCAAAUGAGUCGAAACGUUUGGUAGUACUGUACUUCCAUGAUCAGUAUUAUUUUUAAGAAAGAGACGGGUUUCAACCAGUUGAGCUCAGAAAACGAAGCAGCGUCGUGCGCAUGUGAGCGGCAAGACGGAAAGCUCGGUCAUCAACUCUUAAAAUGAGCCUUGACGCUCCCAUCCACAGCUGGCCCGGCUCCUACUACCUCACCUCGAACAAGAGGUGGGAGAAUGGCACGUUGUCCCUGAGUAGAAGCGCGGUGCGUUUCGUCUCGAACCAAACCAAGGAGACCCUCGCCAGUUUCCGCCUCUCCCGCAUCACGGAGAUUAAAAUGGAAUCGUCCAGCCUCAUCUUCAGCACCCUGACGGUGCUGGAGGAGGGCAACGUCAAGCACUGGUUUGGCUCCCUCAAGCCCAACCGGGUGGUGGUGUACAACGUGAUGGAGCAUUUCUGGAGAGAGCGCCUGCUCUCCCCCACCGGUUCCGAGGGCAGGAGUGGGGUCCCUGGCAGUGAGCCCUCCAAGGGCCGAGAGCUCAUCAACCUCGUCGCCGGGGCCCAGAGACGACUGGAGGACACCGGGAGGGUCCUCAGCUACCAGGGGGAGCAGUUUGACAGCAUGAUGCAAGGCCUGGAGAAGAUGGACUCGGACCUGGGAGUAGCAGAUAAACUUUUAUCAGAGCUGGAGUCUCCUUCCUGGUGGCCUUUCAGUAAACUUCCAUGGAAGAUUCAGCAGGAAGCCAAGGCGGAGGAUGUAGCUCGGGCUGCCGUCGCCGCAUCCAAAGAGUCUGGCCGGAGCAAAGUGAUUGCCAGCAUCCCGGCCGUGGUGUCCAAGGACGGCGACUGCGACCUGAAGCCUGGCUGCCUGCUAAUACUGCCGUCUUCACUGGAGGUGCGCGACGCCGCCUGCCGUCUGCUGCACCGUUUUGAACGCGGCGAGGUGGACGAGAUCAGAGUGCACAGCCCGUACGAGAUCACGGUGAGGCAGCGCUUCAUCGGCAGGCCUGACGUCCGCUGCCGGCUGCUGUCGGCCAAGAUGCCGGAGGCGCUAGCCGUGCUGGAGAUGCAGUACAAGAAGAAGGUGGAGUUCGCCGUAGAGUACGCCGCUUUCCGGGCCACGCCUGUUUCAUCACCUGGUGACGCACAAGCAGCCAUUUUGCAUGACGGUUUGCUACAUGGGUGCCAUGAGAUGGAGGUCCCCAUGGAGGUCCCGGCGGGGGAGCUGUCCCAGUUGCAGGUGCACGUCCUCCAGCCCGCCAUGAGCCAGGCCGAAGCACAGGAGCUCAAGCAGAUGCUGCUUCAACUGAAGAGCCUGGCCCUGGAGGCAGAGACAGAGCUGGAACGUCAGGAUGAAGCGCUCACCGUCCUGACCAACUCCGCCGAUCAAGCCUCCAUGACCAUCGGGAAGCACACUUGCCGCAUUAAGAAACUGCUCUAAAUGCCGAGUCAGGACGGAUGGAGCUUCAACGCUCAUGAGGUGCGUGCGGUAGGGCACUUCCAGAGACUUGAAAGAUUCCCAAGGACCUGUUAGCACUUUACAUUUGUUUCCUUUUACAAAUGGACCUCUGUAUUUAUUCAUUGGUGUUUUCUAUGAGCCUUUACAGCACAGGUGUCAAACUCAAAAGCCCGGGGCCCAGAUUCGGCAGGCCACAUCAUUUUAUGUCGCCCGCAAAGGCAAAUCAUAUUUGUGGAGUUCAUGUUUCUUGAUAAAAUAUCAAAAUUGCAAA
This is a messenger RNA of Hippocampus comes (tiger tail seahorse), 2305 nucleotides long. RefSeq names its product synaptosome associated protein 47 (gene snap47). Gene Ontology annotation, biological process: exocytosis; synaptic vesicle priming; synaptic vesicle fusion to presynaptic active zone membrane. The coding region runs from base 742 to 2016 and encodes 424 amino acids. Gene Ontology annotation, cellular component: plasma membrane; SNARE complex. The transcript is spliced from 5 exons. The record is from RefSeq and is a predicted model, not a curated record. Gene Ontology annotation, molecular function: syntaxin binding; SNAP receptor activity. NCBI's taxonomy places the organism in Eukaryota, Metazoa, Chordata, Actinopteri, Syngnathiformes, Syngnathidae.